Messenger RNA from Sesamum indicum (sesame), 2580 nucleotides. Its product is annotated as cyclic nucleotide-gated ion channel 2. The record is from RefSeq and is a predicted model, not a curated record. NCBI's taxonomy places the organism in Eukaryota, Viridiplantae, Streptophyta, Magnoliopsida, Lamiales, Pedaliaceae.
CAGGCAGUGGCACAGCUCUGCACAUAUGAACAACAGCACAAUCCAUCUAUAUAUACAUCCAGCUCCUAUCUUCACUCCACUUAUCAUCAUCAUCAUCACCACCAAAUGCUAUAACAGCAACAUCAUGGACAUCCAGUGACAAAAACCCAUCACCCCACCCCCUUCAUACUACAAUUCUUCCACGAUUUCCCUUCUCCAAUUCCUCAUCCACACACACACUCCUCUCCAAUCCCAUGGUUUCCCUCUCCCCAAGAUGUCUUCUCAUCAGAGUCCAGACCUCCAUUUCUCCCUCCCAAGGUGGUUUGGAUUAUUCCGCCGAGACUCCGACGACGCCGACGACACCCGCUUCUCCACCUUCGGCGAGUGCUACGCCUGCACUCAGGUCGGUGUCCCGGCUUUCCACUCCACCAGCUGCGACAAGGCACACCAGCCGGAGUGGGAGGCCUCCGCCGGUUCUUCCUUGCUCCCCAUAAAAAACCGCCCAGGACCCAAGAACCGAACCUCCUUUCGCUCCCGCGUGUUGGACCCUCGGAGCAAGCGCGUCCAGAGGUGGAAUCGGGCGCUAUUGCUCGCGCGUGGGAUGGCGUUGGCCGUCGACCCACUUUUCUUCUACGCGCUGUCAAUUGGCCGCGGCGGCUCGCCGUGCUUGUACAUGGACGGGGGGCUGGCGGCGGUGGUGACGGUGCUUCGGACUUGCGUGGACGCCGUGCACCUAUGCCACCUGUGGCUGCAGUUCCGGCUGGCGUACGUGUCGAGGGAGUCGCUGGUCGUGGGGUGCGGGAAACUCGUGUGGGACACGCGUGCGAUUGCUGCUCAUUAUUUGCGGUCGGUCAAGGGGUUCUGGUUUGAUGCUUUCGUGAUACUUCCCAUACCUCAGGCAGUAUUUUGGUUGGUGGUGCCACGACUGAUAAAAGAGGAGCAGAUAAAGCUGAUAAUGACGAUUCUACUGCUCAUCUUCUUGUUCCAGUUCCUACCUAAGGUCUAUCACAGCAUAUGCUUAAUGAGAAAAAUGCAGAAGGUGACCGGCUAUAUCUUCGGCACCAUUUGGUGGGGUUUCGGCCUUAAUCUCAUAGCAUACUUCAUUGCUUCUCAUGUUGCCGGUGGUUGCUGGUACGUUCUUGCCAUAAACCGUGUCGCGUCGUGCCUGAAGCAGCAGUGUGUGAGGAGCGGGACUUGCAAUCUGUCAUUAUCAUGCUCGGAGGAGGUUUGUUAUCAGUUUUUACUGCCGUCCGGGACGUUGAACAAUCCAUGUGGUGGUAACUCGACGGUUGUGCUUAGGAAGCCGUUGUGUUUGGAUGUCAAUGGACCAUUUCGUUAUGGAAUCUAUAAGUGGGCUCUUCCUGUUGUGUCCAGCAAUUCUGUUGCUGUCAAGAUUCUGUACCCCAUUUUCUGGGGACUGAUGACUCUGAGCACUUUCGGCAACGACUUGGAGCCAACGAGUCACUGGUUGGAAGUGAUGUUCAGUAUAUGCACUGUGCUCAGUGGUCUAAUGUUAUUCACUCUGUUAAUUGGUAACAUUCAGGUAUUUCUGCACUCGGUCAUGGCGAGGAAGAGGAAAAUGCAACUGCGGUGCAGGGACAUGGAGUGGUGGAUGAGGCGGAGGCAAUUGCCGUCUCAACUGAGACAAAGAGUUCGCCGUUAUGAACGCCAAAGAUGGGCAGUUAUGGGCGGUGACGACGAGAUGGAACUGAUUCAAGACUUGCCUGAAGGACUUAGGCGGGACAUUAAACGCUUUCUUUGCCUCGACCUCAUUAGAAAGGUAGCUCUGUUCCACAGCUUGGACGACCUCAUCCUCGACAACAUAUGCGACCGUGUGAAGCCCCUCGUUUUCUCCAAAGACGAAAAGAUAAUACGAGAAGGUGACCCUGUGCCGCGGAUUAUAUUCAUCAUGCGUGGCAGUGUGAAGAGCAGCCAAAACCUCAGCAGAGGGAUAGUAGCAACGAACAUACUGAAGCCUGGUGGCUUCUUUGGGGAUGAACUCCUCUCUUGGUGCCUUCGCCGCCCUUUUAUAGACAGACUUCCAGCUUCUUCUGCCACAUUUACCUGCAUUGAGUUGACAGAAGCGUUUGCCCUAAAAGCAAACGAUCUCAGGUACAUAACAGAGCAUUUCCGCUACAAAUUUGCAAACGAGAGGCUUAGACGCACUGCCAGGUACUAUUCAUCCAACUGGAGGACUUGGGCUGCUGUUAACAUCCAAUUGGCUUGGCGGCGAUAUAUUCUGAGGACGAGACGUGCAGUGAGCUUUCACUCAGAUAAUGGAGAUAGUGAUCGGCGCCUCCGGCAAUAUGCUGCGUUCUUUAUGUCGAUUCGACCCCAUGAUCAUCUUGAAUGAGAACAACUUCUGCAUAUCUUUUACCUCCCGGGCAUUACUAUGAUCUCAACACGUAUUCUUCUGCAUAUCUUUUACCUCCCGGGCAUUACUAUUCUCAGUACGUAUUUUUUUAUGAAUUCUUUCAUUGUUGUGAAGAAUUUUAAUGAGUUCCUCUACGUUUCUUUUUAGGGGUAAUUCAAUUCAAGUGGCAUCAGAUGUAUAAAUAUUGAGAAUUUCUUUCAUUUAUGUAAGAAAGUAAUAUUUGAUAA